Molecule: messenger RNA, 1225 nt
Organism: Nymphaea colorata (pocket water lily)
Lineage: Eukaryota; Viridiplantae; Streptophyta; Magnoliopsida; Nymphaeales; Nymphaeaceae
Product: protein OS-9 homolog
Exons: 8
Coding region: 13-1053 (346 amino acids)
Biological process (GO): endoplasmic reticulum unfolded protein response; retrograde protein transport, ER to cytosol
Cellular component (GO): endoplasmic reticulum lumen
Source: RefSeq, a predicted model, not a curated record
GAAGGUCCCGGGAUGCAACCAAGGGGCGUCGCCAAACCCCACACGGCCCGACAACAACCGGUGAACGGCUUUCUGGAGGAACAAGAGAGAAGAAGAAGAAGCAAGCGAUCUAUCAACCGAGGCUUUCCUGACAUGAGCAGAAUGAAGGGCGGGCUGCUCUUGUCUCCCGUUCUUUUGCUUCUCGUCCUUCUUCCCCCGUCGCUCAGGAUCUUCCAUCUCGUGGCGGCUGACCGGAUUUUAGCCGCCCAUACAGCUGGAGAUACAUUUGGGCGCAGUUCUCAUGAACCGAAAUUCAAGAUUGCAUUUCAUUCUUUGGAGUUUCCUUUCCAGCCGGAUGAAAACCAGGAAUCCAUGGUAAUGUCAUAUCAGAAUGGGACAAAGUAUAAUUGUUUCUUGCCCAAAGUUGAGGAGAAGAAAGAUGUACAUUCUGUUUCUCAGCAAAAUAGCAGCACCAUGAUUAUGGAAGCUGACAGACGUCUCAAGUUAAAGACACCAGACGAAAUACUUGAUAAACUCAAAGAUCAGUGCUUACUUAGACAAGAAGGUUGGUGGUCGUACGAACUAUGCUACCACCAGAGCUUGAGACAAAUUCAUACAGAGGAGAGGAAGGUUGUGCAAGAAUUUGUCUUGGGCAAGUACAAUGAAGAGGCAACUGCUGCUUUCAACAGAAACAACUCAGAUGCAUCCAUCUUAAAAGAUCCUCGUUCAAAAGAUGCUGCUCACAGGUAUCACGCUCAUGUAUACACGAAUGGAACAGAAUGCGAUCUCACUAAUCAGCCUCGAGAGACAGAGGUACGAUUUGUGUGCUCGGAGUCACCCGAAGUAAUGAUCAGUUCAAUUAAAGAAACUUCAACUUGCAAGUAUGCCGUGACUGUUCAAGUCCCAUUGCUUUGCAAACAUCCGAUGUUUCAGCAAGAGAGAUCAGUAUGGCACACUAUCAACUGUAAUGAAAUGCCCCAAGACGACCGAGACACAGUCGAACAUGCUGAGAACGGUACAAUGGAUGCAUUGCUUGCCUUGGCUACAGAGAUUCCUGUACACUCUGAAACUUGACAGUUAUGAUGUGUAAUUCAAAAGUACCCUUCCAAGUUUUAGUUUCAAGCUUUUUUGCAAGAGCUGCCAUCUCGUUCAAUCGAAUCAAGCAGUGCCAUGUACUCGCUUAUGGCUUCUCCUUCUUGUAUGACUUCAACAUCAAGUUCAGACAAUGGAUCUGCACUGACCCCUA